AUGGCAAAUAGUGACUGGACCAUAGCUUAUCCCUCAAGUAGAAGUGAAUAUCUACGUUUUGAAGGAUCAGAUCAUAGGCCCCUGGUAAUUUCUUUUGACCCUGUGAAAAGAAGGAGAAGCGGAUUAUUCCGAUAUGAUCGACGACUGAAAGGAAAUGAUGAAGUUAAAAAACUUGUGCUAGAGGCUUGGAACUGUAUACCGAAUGCAUCAGUUGAUCAGAGAAUCCAUCGAUACAGGACCGCAAUCAUCACCUGGUGCAAAACGCAACACUCAAAUAGUCAAAAAGAAAUUAUAGCUCUCCGAGAACUUUUGGAGGAGGCAAUGAGUGAUAAUGAAACCCCAAAACCUUCAAUUGACUCUCUAAACCACAGACUGCUGAUCGCAUAUAAGAGAGAGGAAGAGUUCUGGAAGCAGCGUAGUAGACAGUUAUGGCUAAACCUGGGAGAUAAGAACACUGGAUUUUUUCAUGCUGCCACCAAAGUGUACGAGGAGAAGGAUAUUGUUCAGGUCAUUUCAAACUAUUUCCAAGAUAUAUUCACCUCUCAGGCCGGGGACAAGACAACAGUUGCUAAUGAGGCACUGUCUACCUGCAUCACUGAGGAAAUGAACAGCAAACUAAUAACUAUACCAAAUGCCCUGGAGAUCAAGCAGGCGUGUUUCUAG
Messenger RNA from Camelina sativa (false flax), 663 nucleotides. The record is from RefSeq and is a predicted model, not a curated record. NCBI's taxonomy places the organism in Eukaryota, Viridiplantae, Streptophyta, Magnoliopsida, Brassicales, Brassicaceae.